AUGAACUCGGCUGCUACUGGCUAUAUUAUCAUAGAUGAUAAUGGUCAGUUUGUAGUUGCUGGUGCAAAAAGAGUUGGUUCCUCAAGUGUUCCAACAGUUGAAGUUGCUGCUUUAAGGGAAGGACUUCUAAAAGCAAGAGAUAAGCACAUCAAGAUAAUGGUAGAAGAAGACUCAAAGUUGGUGAUUGAUUGCAUUAAGGGCACUUGUGCUACCCCUGGGAGACUCAAGAAAAUGGUUCAAGACAUUAAGCAAAUAUGCAAAUAUUUUGAGAGUUGUUGUUUUCAACAUGUUUUUCGAGAAGCUAACUUCUCGGCGGAUGCCCUUGCAAACUUAGAUCACACAAGCAACAUGCAUAUUGACUUGGAAGGAUCUUGUCCUCUUCAGAUUGGAAAUGCUUUAUUAUUUGACCGCUUGGGGUUAAGACCGUCAGGUUGUACUCGAGAUUCUAUUUUGUAA
This is a messenger RNA of Fragaria vesca subsp. vesca, 456 nucleotides long. RefSeq lists its product as uncharacterized. The coding region runs from base 1 to 456 and encodes 151 amino acids. The transcript has a single exon. The record is from RefSeq and is a predicted model, not a curated record. NCBI's taxonomy places the organism in Eukaryota, Viridiplantae, Streptophyta, Magnoliopsida, Rosales, Rosaceae.